Apaloderma vittatum (bar-tailed trogon) is the source of this 1127-nucleotide messenger RNA. RefSeq names its product 1,25-dihydroxyvitamin D(3) 24-hydroxylase, mitochondrial. Gene Ontology annotation, molecular function: heme binding; monooxygenase activity; oxidoreductase activity, acting on paired donors, with incorporation or reduction of molecular oxygen. The transcript has 9 exons. Lineage: Eukaryota; Metazoa; Chordata; Aves; Trogoniformes; Trogonidae. Gene Ontology annotation, biological process: C21-steroid hormone biosynthetic process; cellular response to peptide hormone stimulus; cortisol metabolic process. Gene Ontology annotation, cellular component: mitochondrial inner membrane. The record is from RefSeq and is a predicted model, not a curated record. Bases 84 to 1127 code for a protein of 347 amino acids.
CUUUUCAACCUCGCUGGUUUUAAUUCACUCUUAGGGAAGGAAAGGACUGGCAGAGGGUAAGAAGUGCCUUUCAAAAGAAAUUAAUGAAACCCAAGGAAGUUGCAAAACUGGAUACCAUGAUCAAUGAGGUCCUGGAGGACUUCAUGCACAGAAUAGAUGAUGUUUGUAACCACAAUGGACAAAUGGAAGAUGUCUAUUCAGAAUUCAACAAAUGGUCAUUUGAAAGUAUCUGCCUGGUGCUCUAUGGAAAGAGGUUUGGUCUUCUACAGCAAGAUGUAGAAGAAGAAAGUCUGAACUUCAUCAAGGCUGUAAAAACGAUGAUGGCUACUUUUGGAAUGAUGAUGGUGACCCCUGUGGAACUUCAUAAGGGUCUGAACACAAAAGUCUGGCAAGCUCAUACUAAAGCAUGGGAUGAUAUAUUUAAAACAGCCAAGCACUCCAUUGACUGUCGGCUGGAAAAGCACUCUGCAAACCCUCAGGAGGAUUUCCUCUGUGACAUCUACUCUGGAGGACAACUUUCCAAGAAGGAGCUCUAUGCUGCCAUCACAGAGCUCCAGAUAGCUGGAGUUGAAACGACGGCCAAUAGUUUACUGUGGGCUUUAUAUAACAUUUCACGCAAUCCACAUGUUCAGCAGAAGCUUCUCCAGGAAAUCCAGAGUGUUUUGGCUGCUAAUGAAAGACCAAGUGCUGAAAGCUUGAAGAACAUGCCUUAUCUAAAAGCAUGUUUGAAAGAAUCCAUGAGAUUAACACCAUCAGUGCCAUUUACCACUCGAACCAUUGACACAGAAAUGGUUCUGGGUGAUUAUGUGCUGCCCAAAGGGACCGUACUAAUGAUAAAUAGCCAUGCCCUGGGUUGCAAUGAAGAAUACUUUAAAGGCUGGACUCAGUUUAAACCAGAGCGCUGGUUUCAGAAGAACUUAAUAAAUCCUUUUUCGCAUGUUCCAUUCGGCAUUGGGAAGAGGAUGUGCAUCGGGCGCCGCGUGGCAGAGCUGCAGCUUCACUUGGCCCUUUGCUGGCUCAUUCGCAAAUACCAAAUCGUAGCAACCGACGACCAACCAGUAGAAACGCUCCAUUCAGGAAUACUGAUUCCCAGCCGGGAGCUUCCCAUUGCAUUUCACAGGCGAUGA